AUGAUUUCAACUGUCUCACCUGAGACCAACUUCACUACAGUCGUCUCAAAUACCAAGUCCAAAGAACAAAUACUCACUCAGAGUUCAGGGGCUAUGAUUGCGGUCAUCGUCAUUGGUAUAAUUAUCAUCUUAACUAUACUGCUUGUCAUCCUGAAGACGUACAACAGGCGGACACAUGCUUCCAGAGUGCUGGGUAGGGGAUCCAAAGGUCCACCUCGUCAGAAGAUGUCUUCCUCUACAGUGCAGACCAGCAUACCCUUGGGAAAUCUAGGAGCCAGCUAUCUGUCUGGCAGCUUUGCUCUGUCAGGUAGUAUGUCAGAAAAUGGAUUCCGGCUACCCCGAGUGGAACUAAGUAGCCUGGACCAAAACAACUUGGAGCAGCAGAGUACGGGGAGUAAUUCGACAGUGGUCACCAUACAUGAUACUCCAUCACUGGAAAAUACAUAG
This is a messenger RNA of Salvelinus namaycush (lake trout), 447 nucleotides long. It is a transcript of the gene ncmap, whose product is annotated as non-compact myelin associated protein. Gene Ontology annotation, biological process: regulation of myelination. Lineage: Eukaryota; Metazoa; Chordata; Actinopteri; Salmoniformes; Salmonidae. The record is from RefSeq and is a predicted model, not a curated record. Gene Ontology annotation, cellular component: plasma membrane; paranode region of axon; Schmidt-Lanterman incisure. The transcript has 3 exons. Bases 1 to 447 code for a protein of 148 amino acids. Gene Ontology annotation, molecular function: structural constituent of myelin sheath.